AUGUCUUUCCAUAGGCGUCUUCCGGCGCAGUCGCCAACGCCGGCGUCUCCCCUGAUCACCUGGCUAACCGGAUACGUCGAACAGAAAGCUACGCCGCCUCCCUUGACUUUGGUCGACCGUCUUCCGUCACCUUCGCUACCCGCUUCGCCCUCGCUGGAGCUAGAACCUAGGAUCACUGCCCCACCGGAUUCCCCACUGAAGGACGGCCACAGUCUCCAUGCACAUGCUUCGCAAGACCAAACCCUGGUUCAGAGCCUACCGGAGCUGCUGGAAGCGAUCCGCAGCAACGCUCAGACGCAGUCCGAGAUAUCGGGGAACCAGGAGGCCCUCAUGGAUAUGGUUCGGGAUAUCUUUGACCGCGUGGAAGCGUUGGCUACGGUAUCGGCCGCUUCACCGGUGGCGAGGGAACGUCAGUUCUCCACACUAGAGGACAUUAGCGACGACGACUUCGAUUUGAAUUUCAUACCAGAGCUAGAGCAAAAACGGAGGAACCUUCGUGUAGCCCUCACUUCUGCGGAAGAUUCCCUACUGCUGCGUCUCGUAAAGGAGUAUGGCGAGGAGUGGGUUAAGGUCACUAAAGAAUUCCAGAUCCAAGAGCCGGUAAAUCUCGCGCCCCCGUCACGUUGA
Molecule: messenger RNA, 627 nt
Organism: Eremomyces bilateralis CBS 781.70
Lineage: Eukaryota; Fungi; Ascomycota; Dothideomycetes; Eremomycetales; Eremomycetaceae
Exons: 2
Coding region: 1-627 (208 amino acids)
Source: RefSeq, a predicted model, not a curated record